GAAUUGGGUUCCCUGUUUUGUUUUGUACAGCGGUAAUCCAUCGAAGAACGUCGAGGAACGUUUGUAAUUCUUUUUCAGUACUUCAUACUUUGUAUAAUUUUUCAUCAGGUCGUAUCAACGACCAUCUUCUCUUCCAAGAUGCCUACGAUUGGCAAGAGUUCGAAGAUGCUACAGCACAUCAACUAUAGAAUGCGGUGCUCUCUACAAGAUGGCCGCGUUUUUAUAGGAACUUUUCUUGCUUUUGAUAAACACAUGAACAUUAUUCUUGGAGACUGUGAUGAAUUCAGAAAGGUUAAACCUAAAAGCAGCAAAUCACAAGAACGAGAAGAAAAAAGAGUUCUUGGUUUAGUUCUUCUUCGAGGAGAGCACCUUGUAUCUUUGACAGUUGAUGGACCACCACCUUCAGACGAAAAAGCCAAAUCAUUAGGAGCGAAUGCAGCACCUGGACCUGGUAUGGGUAGAGCAGCUGGACGUGGUAUACCAGCACCUAUAGUACCUACUAUAGCAGCACCUCCAGGUUUGGCUGGUCCAGUAAGAGGAGUAGGAGGACCAGCACAACAGAUGAUGACACCACAAGGCAGAGGAGCACCUCCACCUGGUGUCCCCCCAGGACCACCAGGUAUGAUGAGAGGGCCUCCUCCACGCAUGGGAGGACCACCAGAUCAAGCAGGACAGCAGGGCGGUAGAGGUGGACCUCCACCUGGUAUGCCACAGGGUAUGGGACCUCAAAGUUUAAUGGGUAGAGGUGUACCACCUCCAGGCAUGGUACCUCCAGGAAUGCCACCACCAGGAAUGAGAGGGCCACCAGGACGAAUGCCACCUCCUGGUCUUAUGGGUAGAGGGCCACCACCCGGUAUGCGACCACCACCUCGAUAAGUAAUGCAACCAACAGUCAUCAUCAGCCGCGACCAAUCAUCUCCAUCUAAACGAAAAGGAACCUACAAGUCUUCCAUUGCUUUCAAUUUUACUCUCUGACACUAGACAGUUUUAGUCCUCUAGUGUUUUAACUUUUGAACCAAAAUGCAAACAUGUAUAUUUAUAUCUGUGAUAAUUGUGUAAUACUGCAACACAAACAAGCAUCAAGUCAAAGUUUUCAUUUAAAUCUAUCUAUUAAGUUAUAGUGUGACAAAGUAUGACCACAUUUUGAUGUUUAUUUGCAUACUUCUAUGCACUAAAUUUCUCUACCAACAGAACUUUUACAUGCCUAAUUUGGUAAGACCAGCCAGCUUAACAUCAAAAUAUGUUUGUUUAACAGACAAAAGCCAGUGCAAAUACAUAUGGAGGGUCUUAUUUUAGCACAUGGAGCUGAAAACUGACACUUCAUUUACCGUUAACCGUAGAUAUUACUCAUUUUAGUUUUGGUUAACAAGUCUUUUCUUUUGAUAACAGUAUUGCUAUUCAUCAUAAAAUAUGCCUCAUAUACCAUUAUUUCUCAUGCUACCUUCCAUAAUUUUUUUUUAUUAGUAUGCCUCAGGUUAUUUCUCUAGAUAAAGUUUUUUUUAUUCAAACAUCAUGUACAUAAUUGUCUUGUAAGAUUGAUUUAAUAAAUCUGUACUGUUCAAGAAA
Actinia tenebrosa (Australian red waratah sea anemone) is the source of this 1566-nucleotide messenger RNA. RefSeq names its product small nuclear ribonucleoprotein-associated protein B. Gene Ontology annotation, cellular component: catalytic step 2 spliceosome; U4/U6 x U5 tri-snRNP complex; U1 snRNP. NCBI's taxonomy places the organism in Eukaryota, Metazoa, Cnidaria, Anthozoa, Actiniaria, Actiniidae. Gene Ontology annotation, biological process: mRNA splicing, via spliceosome. Gene Ontology annotation, molecular function: snRNP binding; RNA binding. The record is from RefSeq and is a predicted model, not a curated record.